Messenger RNA from Hyla sarda, 1320 nucleotides. RefSeq names its product cilia and flagella associated protein 96 (gene CFAP96). Gene Ontology annotation, cellular component: centrosome. The transcript is spliced from 9 exons. NCBI's taxonomy places the organism in Eukaryota, Metazoa, Chordata, Amphibia, Anura, Hylidae. The coding region runs from base 260 to 1192 and encodes 310 amino acids. The record is from RefSeq and is a predicted model, not a curated record.
GUAACUGCAAAAAAACUACAUAUCCCACAAUGCAAAGUCUGCAUACGGAAGCAAGCUUGGGCGAAACCAUUCACAAUACGGGGAGUACUUUAUGACAGAAACUAAGUAUGUUUGUAAAGAUAUAAAACUUUAGCUUCAGCUAUUCCAUCUCCAUGGUGACCGCAGGUAACAAGCUGCCAGCAGCGGAGGGAGGGAGCCAGAGGCUGUCACACAGAAGAUCAGGUUACAACAAGGUGUGUUACCGCUGCACUUUACAAUAAUGCCUACUGAAGGGAAAUCCGAUAUGGACAGGAUUGGUCUGUUCCGUGAGAUGGGCUACAUUAGUAUCGGAGACAAAUAUGUCACUCCCUGUUCUAAACCAUUUAAUGAAGCUGCAAGUAAAAACCGACAGAUGCUUCCUGGUGGUGCUAAAUCCAUGGCAAAUACAUUAGGUGGUUACUUUGAUACACAGUUCAAAAGAACAUUUGAAGGAGAAGCCUAUUCUGACCAAAUAAAACAAAGGCGACAGUAUCGGAUGCAGCAGGCCAAGAGUAAUUUAGGAAAAGCAUUUCUGCCAUCUAAUGGGGAAAAAAAGCCAUCUGGAGUUGGCAACUAUUAUGGGACUUUGGGUGGUCCAGUCCCAGCCUUAAGUGCAGCAGUCAAACCAAGAAAAGCUUAUACUGCACCAGGGAAAAACCUCUACACAAACCCUCCAAAGCAGGGCACAGGAUAUGGAUAUUCAAACCUCACCAUUGGCAAAAGCUAUACUUAUUCCUCUGACAAUUAUGAUAUAUCCAAAGAGCUCAUGAAGAAAGAGAUGGAAAGUCACAAAUCUAAACUUAAAGGCGGUGCUUUUAGGUUAAACCUGUAUCCAAAGGAUUAUUUUGACCUAAAUCCCUACCACUCUGACAAACCUUUACCGCCGCUGAAAAAAAAGACAGAGAAAAAAGAUAACGUGAAGCCAUUCAAGCCAAGCUCACCAGCUAAGGAGCCAGGUGGCAUGAAGGCUGGAACAUUUGACCAAUAUCCAUCUCAUUCCAAUGAUCCUUAUGGAAAAAGACUUACUAAGAGCGCAAAUGUUGUCAAAGGAGGAAAAACAUUCCAGCCUCCAGCAGGGCCCAAAUCAUAUCCAAUAAGAAGUAUUUUGGAAUCACAUGUUAUAAAGUCAGUGAACCCAGUAAAUUACAAGACUAUGACCCUGAGGUCAUACUGACGGCCAGCCCAAUGUAACUAUGUUUAAUGCCAAUGUACAUGUGACAAUACAAAUACAAUCAUUAUAUAAUGCGCCUGUACAGUUUAUAUUUUUACUAAAUAAAAUGCAGUAUAAGCUUCAUACAUGCA